Messenger RNA from Papaver somniferum (opium poppy), 3793 nucleotides. RefSeq names its product 5'-3' exoribonuclease 4-like. The record is from RefSeq and is a predicted model, not a curated record. Lineage: Eukaryota; Viridiplantae; Streptophyta; Magnoliopsida; Ranunculales; Papaveraceae. Gene Ontology annotation, cellular component: nucleus. Bases 131 to 3361 code for a protein of 1076 amino acids. Gene Ontology annotation, molecular function: 5'-3' RNA exonuclease activity; RNA binding. The transcript has 24 exons. Gene Ontology annotation, biological process: nuclear-transcribed mRNA catabolic process.
UCUCUGUUGGUAUUUAUUACUACCGGGUUUCAACAGUCUUUCUCUUUUUUUCUUUCUUUGGUUCACCACCACCAACUUCUGUGUGUUCUAAGUAAAACCCUAAACCCUAAUCCCAGAUUAGAGGAUAAAAAUGGGGAUACCAGCAUUUUAUAGAUGGUUAUUUACGAAAUACCCAUUAUCAGUUGUUGAAGUUCUUGAAGAAGUACCUGGUGUUGUUAAUGGUGAAAAAAUUCCACUUGAUACUAGUAAACGUAACCCUAAUGGUGUUGAGUUUGAUAACCUGUAUCUUGAUAUGAAUGGAAUUAUUCAUCCUUGUUUCCAUCCUGAAGGCAGGCCGCCUCCUGAUACUUAUGAUGAAGUAUUUAAAGAUGUAUUUCGAUAUAUUGAUCGAAUUUUCUCGCUUGUUCGACCUCGCAAGAUUCUCUAUAUGGCAAUUGACGGUGUUGCACCUCGAGCCAAAAUGAAUCAACAGAGGGCAAGGCGAUUUAGGUCUUCAAAGGAUGCGGCUGAUGCUGCUGCUGAGGAGAAGCUGAAACACGAGUACGAAAAAAUGUUGCCUACAUUGGAGCAAGCUAAGACACUUGAUUCAAAUGUAAUCACACCUGGAACAGAGUUCAUGGCUUCAUUGACAUCUGCUCUUCAAUACUAUAUACAUCUGAGGCUUAAUUCAGAUCCAGGGUGGCGGGGAAUCAAGGUCAUUCUUUCCGAUGCUAGUGUGCCGGGUGAAGGGGAACACAAGAUAAUGUCAUACAUCCGCUUGCAAAGAAACCUACCGGGAUAUGAUCCAAACACGCGGCAUUGUUUGUAUGGGCUGGAUGCCGACUUAAUCAUGCUUGGUUUGGCUACACAUGAAAUACAUUUUGCAAUUCUCAGAGAGGAUGUUCGUAUGGACCAGAACAAAUCGAAGCGGGGAGCAGAGGCGAAGUUGAAGCUUGAAGGCAAGGACGCAAAUGAUAACAUCUCGAAUCAGUGCUUUGUGUUUCUCAACGUGUGGGUGCUCAGGGACUACCUGGUACAUGACAUGAAAAUACCAGGUUCAGCAGUGAAGCAAGAUAUAGAGCGUCUGAUCGAUGAUUUCGUCUUCAUGUGUGUGUUUGUCGGAAAUGAUUUUCUACCCCAUGUGCCAUCGUUGGAUAUCUCAGAGGGAGCGCUUGAUCUACUAAUGGAUGUGUACAAAAAGGAAUUUGUCAAUAUGGGUGGCCACCUUACCAACUCUUAUGAGGUUAACUUGAAACGCGUUGAGCACUUCUUGCAAAUGGCUGGGCUGAAUGAAAAUGCCAUCUUCAGAAAACGUAGCCAGGUAGAAAAAGAAAAACGUCAAUUCUUUAAGGAUAUUCCGGGUGUAAACCGCGGUGGCUUUAAAGGCACACAUAGGCUUCCUGAGCAAAAGAAGAAUCCUAAAGCUUUCUGGGAAUUCCUUGAGCAUAGCUCAAAGACAGUUUCUGCUACAUUAGGAAAUUCUGGUGCAGAGGAGGUUCCACCCCCCAUCAUUACUACAGCAUCUAACGGCACACUGGCGGUAGUUGACAAUUCUGGUGUAGAAGAGGCUCGGACCCACAUCACUGCUUCAGCUGCUCCAGCAUCUAGUGGCAUAAGCGCAUUUGUUGACAAUGUUAAACUGGGAGAAGAGGGCUGGAAGAAGAGAUACUAUGCUGAGAAAUUUGAAGCUGAUACUCCAGAUGAGAUGGAGAAGUUUCAAAUGCAUGCAGUACUGAAAUAUAUUGAGGGGAUCUGUUGGGUCAUGCAUUACUACUACCAAGGAGUUUGCUCCUGGCAAUGGUUUUAUCCAUACCACUAUGCUCCAUUUGCUUCUGAUUUUCAUGGUUUGGAACAAUUAGAGAUCCACUUUACGCUCGGGGAGCCCUUCAAGCCAUUGAAUCAGUUGAUGGCUGUUUUGCCUGCAGCAAGCUCGCAUGCGCUCCCCGUGCUUUACAGAAAAUUGAUGACAGAUUCAACAUCACCUAUUUUGGAUUUUUACCCAGAAGAUUUUGAGCUCGAUAUGAAUGGGAAACGCUUUGCAUGGCAGGCUGUUUGUAAAUUGCCAUUUAUAAAAGAAUCUCGCCUGCUGGCGGAGAUUGCAAAGGUGGAGCAUUCCUUAACAGAAGAAGAAAAGAGGAGAAACAGAGUGGGUUUGGAUGGGCUAUUUUUCCACAUUUCACAUCCUUUGGCGAACAGUGUUUUUUCAUUUUGUAAGAAUAUGAAGGAUCACCCAAAAUUAUCAAUGGCCAAGGUCAAACGGAGAAUCAAUCCGGGUUUCAGCGGAGGGAUGAAUGGGUACAUGUAUAUAUCUGCUGAACCUGUUCAGAAGCCUGAAAUCUGCUCGCCAGUUGAGGACAUGGAUAUUAUAAAAUCAAAUAAAGUCAUAGCUGUCUUUUAUAAACUGCCACCUCGUCACCCUCACAUCGCAAGGCCACCAGAAGGGGCGGUCAUCCCUAGGAAGAUUGUGCGAAGGAAAGAUAUUUUGUUAUCGGGAAAGUUAUGGCACGAGAAGUCCAGCAUCUUUGGAUGUGAUUCUGAAAGUUCCACAGUGAAGUCUAUUUCAGGAAAUCUUUUGGGAGAGUUGUCUCAUAGACUCAUAUUGAGUUAUUAUGAACGGGACGUGAAAGAAUUAACUCUCUCAUGUGUUACUGAGCCGAAAGUUCAGGUGACCAAGCAAGGGGUGAAGAGGGAGCGUCAACAAAGUGGGGCUUCUAUCCCAUGUAAAAAAAUGAGCUUGAUAAAGACCGUCCCUGAGAAGAAUAUAAUGGAGAUCUGUGAGGGUCCAGAAGUCAGAUCUAUGAAAUAUGAUGGCGAUGUUACUACUGCUACAGUUGCCACCCCAUGUGAAAAAAGCUCGAAAGAAACAGCUUGUGAAAAGACCAAAGAGAAUAGUGAGACUGUCAACAGAAUAGGGAAAAGGAAACGGAAUGGACAUGCUGAGCGCCUUAAAAAGUGGAAACUAAAUCAGAAGGCAACCACAGAUCUUAAUGACAGUUUAAGUACCAGCAAAGCUGGGAAAAGGGAACGGCGUGAAAAAGAUGGUGAGCACCUGAAAAAGAAGACAACCCCGAAACUUGUUGGUCAUGUUAGAGUCAACAACGCAGGGAAAAGGGAUCAGAGUGAAAAAGAUGCCGAGGGCCUGAAAAAGAGGAAACUCAAGCAGAAGACAAUCCCAGAACUUGAUGGUAAUGUUACUACGACUACUGAUGCUGCUGCUGCUGCAACAGUUAUCGCCCCAUGUCAAACAGGUUCGAAAGAAACCGCCUGUGAAAAGAUCAAAGAGAACAGUAAGAGCGUCAAUAAAGCAGGGAAAAGGAAACAUUGUGAUAAAAAUUCCAAGCGCCUGAAAAAGCGGAAACUAGAAGACAACCCCAGAACUUGAUGGUAGUGUUACCUUUAAUGCCACAGGUUCUGCUCCAUGUCUGACGAGCUCUAAAGACACGUCUUCUGAGAAGAUAUCAGAGAAUGGUGAUAUUACCAUGGCGAGCAACAACAAGGCAGGGAACAGCAAUAAAAACGCUCUAUAGGAUGCAUAAAAGAGUGGAAUGAUAAAAAAGAAAGGAGGACAACCUCUCAUUUAGAAGGCCAAACUCUGGUGUAAAAGAUUACCUGCAAGUAAAGAAGAGAUGAACAACACCUUGCUCAGAAAGCAAAUUUUCGUGCUAGAUUUGAAGUUUUCUAGUUAUUUGUUGUAUUGGUACUAUAGUCUGAAUCCACUUGAAGUUUUCUAGUUGUUAUUUGUUGUAUUGGUACUAUAAUCUGAAUCCACCCAAUUUUGUGCGUCUAAAGUAAUAUAGACACUAGGAGCUUCGAU